AUGCUAGCAUGCAUCUUGCAGGUUGCGGCGGUCUCUUAUCGCGCACCUUCUGCAAUGCGUCGGGCGGAUGUCUCAGUUGUCACUCAGAUGUCGUCUACCGAUGUAGCUGAUCUGAAGCCAUAUGCUGAAUUUGCUCGUAUUGCUUAUUGUUCGCCUCUCAUCGUAGGGAGCUGGAGUUGUGGCAAAUCUUGCGAGGCGUUGUCUGAUUUCAAGGUUUCUCUCACCGGGGGUAACGACAACAGUAUCCAAUAUUACUACGUUGGCUACUGGCCGACAAAAAAUACCGUGGUAGUUGCUCAUGAAGGCACAGACCCAACUUCAAUCCUAGCUGUUCUUACUGAUGCCAAUGGGUUGGUGGAACACCUGGACUCCACGCUUUUCCCUGGUGUCGAUAGGAGCAUCAAGGUUCACAGCGGAUUUGCCGACGAGCAUGCGAAAACUGCGAGCGCCAUCUUGACGGAGGUGAAGAGCUUGAUCUCUCAAUAUAACGCCACGAGUGUCACACUGGUCGGGCACUCUCUGGGAGCUGCCCUCGCGGAGAUCGAAUGUGUGUUUAUGGCCUUGAACCUUCCCUCUCACAUCACUAUCAAAGGUGUGACAUUUGGUACACCCCGCGUAGGAAAUCCAGCAUGGGCCGCUCUCUUUGAUUCCCUGGUAUCGGACUUCAAACGCGUUAACCAUAAGAAGGACAUUGUCCCGAUUGUUCCGGGGCCCGAGCUGGGCUACUCACAUGUCCAUGGAGAGGUCCACAUCGUAUCUGAUGAUCAAGUAGUCCUGUGUGACGAUGAUUCCACGGAUGAUCAGUGCACAGUCAAGAGUGUGCCCAACAUAUUUGAGGGCAACGUCUUGGACCACUUGGGUCCAUACCAAGGGAUUUAUAUCGGCUAUUGCCCACCAUAA
This is a messenger RNA of Suillus fuscotomentosus, 900 nucleotides long. Its product is annotated as Alpha/Beta hydrolase protein. The transcript has 7 exons. Gene Ontology annotation, biological process: lipid metabolic process. Bases 1 to 900 code for a protein of 299 amino acids. The record is from RefSeq and is a predicted model, not a curated record. NCBI's taxonomy places the organism in Eukaryota, Fungi, Basidiomycota, Agaricomycetes, Boletales, Suillaceae.